Molecule: messenger RNA, 1747 nt
Organism: Paramecium sonneborni
Lineage: Eukaryota; Ciliophora; Oligohymenophorea; Peniculida; Parameciidae
Source: the annotation of a GenBank genome assembly
AUGAAUGAGGUAUGAAUUGCUUAAAAUUAUUUAGAAUCUUAACUUGUAAAAGUUAUUGAAUAACAAUUUGAAUCCUACAAUAGACAAUCUUCAAGUAAUCUAUUCCAAGUUACAACAAUUAUAAUAUUUUAAUUCCUUCAUUGAAAAAAACCUUAAAGGAACUUAAAGAGAGAGUCUUUUAUAUGUAUAAUUCAUAGACAUCAUAGUUAUGUGGAAAAUUCAAAAUGGAACACUUUGAAGGAGGUGAAGUAAUUUUUUAAGAAGGAGAUAAGUCAAAUGAUAAGUUGUAUAUUAUAUUUAAUGGUAAAGUGGCUUUAAUAAAGUAAAGGACACAACAUCUACUAUACUAAAGUCCUGAAAAACCCUCAGAGAAUCAAAAAUAACUAUAACAUUAAAAUAUAUCAAACAAACAUUUGCCUUUAAAAACAGAGUAAUUUAUUUAAUUUAUGAAUAUACUUUAGAAAAACACAAAACAAAAUUUAAAAUUUAACAUUAGGAACAAAUUUUUUUAAAUAACUUGCAUAUUCAAAAAAGUUUGCUGACAGAAUGAAGUCUAACGUAGUUUAAGGAUAAACAAAUGAAAAAGUCUAGAUUACGCAAUAAGAAAUUUAAAAUAUAAGUGAUAAAUUUGGAGAAACUGUUAGAAUACUAAAAAGAGGAGAUGGAUUUGGAGAUAGAGCUUUAAUUGAAAAUGUUCCAAGAGCAUUAACUGCUUGUGCAUAUACUUAAGAUUUAUUUUUGUUAAUUUUAAAAAAAGACGACUUUGAUUUAAUUAGAUAAUAAUUUAUUAUUCAGAUGAAAGAGAAAAAAAGCUUAAUUUUUACUAAAUUUCCUGUUUAAGGAGAUUAUUCAUCAAAAUAAUUAGAACAAUUAGCUUAUAGUUUUGAUGUCGAAUAAUUUUAAAAAAAUUGUGUAUUAACUAUAGAUGGUAUUCCUAAAAAAAGUUUUUAUUUAAUUUAAUUCGGAGAUAUUUUAUUAGAAAAAGUAAUUAAUGACUAAAUGGUUAAGAUUUGUAUAUUAAGUAAAAUUAUAAAUAAUUUAAUUAGCCAAGGGUUAAUUAUUAGGAGAAGAAAUAACUAUGAAUGAUGAUGGUUGUUGUGAAUAUAAUGCAACUGUUUUAUCUAAUGAAGCUACUUUAAUGGUAAUUCAUAAACAUGAAUUUUUAUAAAAAUUUCCUGAAGAAUGUAAACAAUGGGUAAAAUAAGAAUAUAUGAGGAAAACUUAAUUUAGAAAAAUUUUUUAAACUUCAAAUAUGAUUAGUGUAAAUAAAAUUAAUCAACCAAAAAUUACACCUGUGAAGUAAUAUAUUGAAAUAAAAUCCAAUCCAAAAAAAAUUAAAAGCAAAGAAAGAGAAGAUUAAGUUGAUAUAGGUAAAAUAGUAGAAGAAAAGAAUUUAAUUUAUAAUUUAAAAUAUCAAAGUGAUCCAGAAAAAGAUGCAGGUUCUGGAUUGUUUGGAAAUGAUUUAUAUUAAAGUCCAAAGAUAGGAUCUACACCAAGAUAUUAACAUCUAAAUAACAUAGCAAUAACAUCUUUUAAAUAAUAAUAUCUUUAUAAAUUAUUUAAAAAAAAAAGAAAGCAUUUGAUUUUUAAUACUCCUCCUUUAACUGCUAGAACAGUAACAAAUUAUUAGACAACAAAUACGGAUUGUUAAAGUAAACACAAACACACUUUUUCAACAGGUAUAAACUCAAAUACUCCUGGUAUAUCACAAUCUCCAAUUAAUAUGUAUAGCAGAGAAUUUAUUUGA